AUGACCUCGUCGCAAAAUGAGCGGCAACAGCUGGCCGUUCCUGAGUUACAGAUACUAGCGAUGGAUCCUGUGCAGGUCGAUGAUGAGGUAUUUGAGGACUCUAUCUACAACGACUCGUUAAACUCAGCUAGUUUUGUCACAUCACUGAACUCCAGUAUUCUCAAUUACAAAUACGAGAAUGGCCGUCGUUAUCAUGCAUUUCGCGAAGGAACUUAUCUAGUACCGAAUGAUGAGGAGGAGCAAGAUCGCAUGGACCUAGCCCACCAUGUAUAUCGCUUACUCCUUGGAGGCGCUCUAUAUCUUGCUCCAAUUAAAAAUGAUGUCCAGCGGGUGCUGGACCUCGGCACUGGAACUGGUAUCUGGGCGAUCGAUUUUGCAGAUGAGCAUCCAUCUGCACAAGUUAUUGGAACGGACCUAAGUCCUAUACAACCUAGAUGGGUGCCACCAACUUGCUCAUUUGAGAUCGAUGACUUUGAAUGCGAUUGGUUGUAUACCAGACCAUUUGACUUUAUACAUGCUCGUGAACUGGAGGGCUGUAUAGGCAACGAUGUCAAGUUCUUUAACCAAGCGUUUAAACAUCUAGCUCCUGGAGGAUAUUUUGAAGUACAAGCAGUCACUUCGCCUUUUCUUUCCGAUGAUGAUACAUUAGACAAGGCUCCAAAUUCUAAGGCGUGGAUGGACAAUCUUGUCAAGGGGUUGCGGAAGUUUGGUAAGCCAGCUGAUAAUGUCAGCGGCUGGAGAGACAAGCUGAAGGAUGCUGGCUUCGUCGAUGUACACCAGGAGAUCCGCAAGCUCCCAAUUGGACCAUGGCCUAAGGAUCCUAAGUUAAAGGAGAUCGGAAAAUACCAAGGUGUCCAGGAGCUUCAAGUCAUUGACUCUUACACUCCUGCUAUCUUUUCACGCAUUCUUGGGUGGAGCCACGAGGAGAUUCAAAUUUCAAUGGCGAAGGUCAAGCGUGAGUUGAGGGAUCCAUCCAUCCAUUUGUACCUGCCGGUCUAUUUCAUAUAUGGACGGAAACCCUUAUGA
This is a messenger RNA of Aspergillus caelatus, 1026 nucleotides long. RefSeq names its product class I SAM-dependent methyltransferase. The record is from RefSeq and is a predicted model, not a curated record. The coding region runs from base 1 to 1026 and encodes 341 amino acids. Gene Ontology annotation, molecular function: methyltransferase activity. The transcript is spliced from 9 exons. Lineage: Eukaryota; Fungi; Ascomycota; Eurotiomycetes; Eurotiales; Aspergillaceae.